Tribolium castaneum (red flour beetle) is the source of this 2606-nucleotide messenger RNA. RefSeq names its product tyrosine-protein kinase transmembrane receptor Ror. Bases 267 to 1832 code for a protein of 521 amino acids. Gene Ontology annotation, cellular component: axon; plasma membrane; signaling receptor complex. Lineage: Eukaryota; Metazoa; Arthropoda; Insecta; Coleoptera; Tenebrionidae. The record is from RefSeq and is a predicted model, not a curated record. The transcript is spliced from 8 exons. Gene Ontology annotation, molecular function: neurotrophin receptor activity; neurotrophin binding; transmembrane receptor protein tyrosine kinase activity. Gene Ontology annotation, biological process: positive regulation of kinase activity; protein phosphorylation; multicellular organism development.
GUCGGUCAAUAUUAUAGUAUAGUGAAAUCUCGUCCGAUCACUAGACUUGCACUCAUCUCUCGCGGAGAGUAGUGGGGAAAUUUCAUCAUCAACAUCAUUCAGGGUGGUUUGUCGCGCACUCUUUACAUUCAGUAGCUUUCAACUCAUGUCCUGAAAAGCUCAUUCUGAAACGUGCUUACGAAAAGCUCGCGCGCGCACUCUGUUUACGGACUACUUUUACACUUUUCCAUCAUGACUCGUGCGGACCCUGUGCUUCACCCGUGAAAAUGACCAACAGGAAGGGCUCCAAGAGAAGGGUCGUCGAAAAAACGGACGUUUCAGAACCGAGAGUUGUGGUCAUUAAGGAUGGACCGUGCAGGAUAGGAGUGUGCGGCGAAGAAGCUGCCUGCAAGGAUUACCGAAAUAAUACGCACACGUGUAUUUGUACACAUGAUUCACGGCCGCCCACAGCCAAAGGUAUCUGCCCAAGGAGGACAGUUUCUGUCGACCGGUCUGGAAUUAUUCCAUAUGUUCAACCCCCGUCGUACAAACAAACACCUUCGUCACUUAGUUCCACAACAAUUCCGAUCACCGCUGCUAGCGAGAGCUUAUCAGCACCCAACUACAUAAUGGUCUCAGUUUUGGGUUCAGUGUCCCUUUUAUUAAUAAUGUUGUUAGGAAUAAUUUUUUGGAAGAAAAUGAGAUCUAGGCAUUCGAAUAAUGAAGGGGUAUCACCAAUAAAUUUAAAACACAGCUUACUAAUGGCCGAAAGAUAUGCUCCAAAUCCCCAGUAUUCGGCCUGUUCUGGAACAGGAGUUCCUCUACUUCGGAAAGAAACACUUAAAUUUAUCAGCGAAAUAGGGGAAGGUUGCUUCGGCAAAGUUUAUAAAGGUGAACUUCUAACGGAAGGUAGUGACCAAGUGGAAAUAGUCGCCAUAAAAGUAUUAAAAGAAAACGCAACGCGAGAAGCCGAAGAGGAUUUUAUAAGGGAAGUUGAAAUCAUGAGCGCUUUCAGACACGAUAACAUUCUUUCUUUGCUGGGAAUGGUGGUUCGAGAAGGUGUGGUAAGUCCGAUGAUGGUCUUCGAAUACAUGCCCCACGGGGACUUGGCGGAGCUUCUCCGAGCGCAAAAGAAAACCGCCUACGAGAACGAAGUUCCCCAACUAAAGCCCAAGGAUCUGCUCUCCAUCGCUCUGCAAAUCGCCAGCGGUAUGAAAUACCUGGCGGCCCAACGUUUCGUCCAUCGCGACCUCGCCUGCAGGAACUGCCUGGUGGCCGAAGGACCCACUGUGAAAAUUGCAGACUUCGGCAUGAGCAGAGACGUCUAUACGUGCGAUUAUUACAAGAUCGGCGGCAGCCGCCUCCUGCCCGUGCGCUGGAUGUCGCCCGAGAGCGUCCUCUACGGCCGUUUCACCCUGGAGUCGGACAUCUGGUCGUACGGAGUGGUUCUGUGGGAAAUCUACAGUUUCGGCAAGCAACCCUACUACGGGCACACCAACGAAGAGGCCGUCAAGCUAAUCCUAGACGGCAUAAUGUUGAUCGCGCCCGAAGACUGUCCGUCCCUCAUCUGUGAGCUGAUGAAAAACUGCUGGAAAACGGAACCCCGAGACCGCAUAAAGUUCCCCAACAUUUGCGACAAGCUCGAGCUGGCCUACGAAAGCUUCGACGAAGACAAAGUGAGCAUCCAGUACGAGAACGAAACCCAAAAAGUCAACGUGAAAAACGUGCGGAGUUUACCCAGACCGCCUCCGCUGAGGAUGAUCUCCCAGGAAGAUUUACUGGACGCGCAAGGAUAUCUGUUAGCGAACGAGGUCAAGGAACCUGUACAGUAUUUAGAGACUUUACCGGAUUGACAAGGACAUAAGAAGAAGAAGAAUACGGUUGUGUGGGCAAAUUCGAUUAAAAUGCUGGGCGCGAAUGUGUGAAAUUUGUGUGGAUUCACUUGCUGUAUAUAUGGAUAUGUAGUAGUUUAAUUAAAUUAUAUUUUUUUAAAAAACAGUUAAGGUGGGGCAAAAAACAACAUUAGCAAUGAGUAGAGUUGGGACAGGUCUUUGAAAUUCAGUUCUUCACACGCAAAAUUGCUCUCAACGAAAUUAAAUACCCUGCUCAUUAUUUGACAAUACUUGACUGAACUACUUAACUUAAAACGUAAAAUACUGACAGGGUAGGUAACUGUUUAAUCGAGUGCCUUAUUUAUAUUACUGAGUCCGUUCAUUUUGUGAGAAAUAGGAAAGCACUAAAAUGUACCUAAAAAAAUCGUUCUCAACUUUUUAACAAAUCAAGAAAUACGAAUCAAAUGUCUGAGGUGUUCUAAUGGUUUAAAUAUUUUCCCCAAAACAAUGACUUCUAGAAUCUUCACGUGUGAACGCGUACUAAAUUGUAACCGAUCGAUAAUCCUCAGUGUUGUUAAAGUAACAAAGGUGUUAAUUUGUCCUUUGUAACGGGUGUUUUCGAAUAUGUGCCAAAUAAUUGCAAAUAAAUCGGUGUCUUUUAUUCCCCUCCCCCAAUACAAACCAAAGACUCGAGACUAUCUCCGAUAGUACGACUGAUGUUAAACCUUACGAAAUAAUUAAUUCAAUGUUAUUGCGACUGUAUCGAAUUUUAUUGUAAAUAAAAUAUUAAACCAA